AUGUUAACAAAGGGGUAUAGUGAGUCUGCUACUACUCUUUGUCUUAGGUCUGCUAUAAGUAAAACAAGAGUUUACAAGUGGUAUAAGAGUUUCCAAGAUGGCCUUGAAGACGUUGAAGAUGACGAACGCUCCGAACGCACUAGCACAUUAACAACCGAUAAAAACAUGGAAAAAGUGGAAGAAAUGCCAGGAGAACGUCAUAUAUUUGAAAGGGGCUGCCUGAGGGCAGGGGAGGAAUGGAUUGAAACCAAUCUAGUAACUGUUGCGGCAGUUAAAGUAGGAAUUAUGGUCCUGCAGAAUUUUGACGUUUCCAAAGUAAUUAACGAAGGUGGCUGUUUAGAGGCUGUCGAAGAUUGGAUUGAAAAAAAUAUGAUUUCCAUUGCUUCUUGCACUUUUAUUAUUUUGUUUUUCCAAUGUAAAAUAAGUAAAAGAAGUAGAGAGUUGGAGUGCGUAAAUAACCCGGACAAUCUCGGCGACGUUAGUGAUGAGCACGGAGAACGUUUUCACCAGCAAAUGAAGGCUAUGGGGCGGCGGUAUCACGGCUUCUGGGAUGCAGCCAUGGUGGCCCCAUUUCCUCUUGACUCUCGAACCCCGUACAGGCCUAUGUUUACUUACGCCGAUUUUUGUUCUUCUCCAGCAAUUGCACGGCUUCACCCGUGUUUGCUUGGUGCGAAUGUCCAUUGCGUUCCGUACUGUCCCCUAUUUGGGGCUCGAGAGCGAGAGGCGAAUAGUUUUAAUAUUCUCGGGUUUGCCGAGCCUAUGCUAUACGCUCAGUGGGGUAUAGGAGGAGGGACGGGAGGGUGUUGGUUUUUGGGGAACAAUUACGCCGACUUAAAACUAAGUACGACGCGGAAUCCCCCUAGACCAGUCGAUUAG
Brassicogethes aeneus is the source of this 876-nucleotide messenger RNA. The record is from the annotation of a GenBank genome assembly. Lineage: Eukaryota; Metazoa; Arthropoda; Insecta; Coleoptera; Nitidulidae.